CGGCAGCAAAGCCCGAGACUUGCUCGCAGUUCUCCACCGACAAGUGCACUAAACGGUUGUUUUUCGGGAAAUAGAAGGAAUCAGAACUAAGUACUAGUUGCUAACAAGCUUGAAAUAUGAUGCAAAGUAUUGUCAUCACCCUGGCACUCUGUGCCACAAUCUGUGCUGCUGCUCAGACGCGUAAUACGCCCAUAGAGGCCAUCGCCUAUGUGAGCGGACCCGCCCAAGCGGACGGCAGCCAGGUCAAGGGAAACGUCACCUUUACGCAGAACGACUGCGGCCAGAAUGUCCAUGUUCGUGUCCAACUGGAGGGCCUGAAGGAGGGCAAGCACGGCUUCCACGUCCACGAGAAGGGGGAUCUGAGCAACGGCUGUGCCAGCACUGGGGCUCACUAUAAUCCCGACAAGGUUGAUCAUGGCGGUCCCGAUCAUGAGGUGCGCCACGUGGGCGAUCUCGGUAACCUGGAGGUCAACUCCUCGGGAGUCAUUGACAUCACCUACACGGACAAAGUGAUCAGUCUAACCGGCAACCGCGGCAUUAUCGGACGUGCCGUUGUUGUCCACGAGCUUGAGGACGAUCUCGGACUGGGAGAUCACGUGGACUCCAAGAAGACGGGCAAUGCAGGAGGCCGUAUCGGCUGCGGUGUGAUUGGUGUCAAUGGCGCCCCACAACAGCUACAAGAAGCUACAGCACCAUCACUACGAACACCAUCAGCACGUCAUGUCCAUCAUCAGCCCCCACUGUACUAUGUGCCCCAUGAGGAGCCACAAGAUCAUGUUGUCUAUCCACUCCAGCGCUAUCCCUCGUACCCAUACCCAUACCCGUAUCCGCACCCGUUCUAUCUGUGAAUCCGCUCUCCCCCUAGCUGAAGAUUAGAAUACAUCUGUGCACCCACUCUACUUACAGCUCGGAUGUGGACGAGUGGCCCUGCCGCGAUGGUGGCGUCGGAGGCCUGCGGAGCUCCCUCUCCAUUCUCGCCGUUGUCGUUGCUCUGUUCCUC
This is a messenger RNA of Drosophila miranda, 1000 nucleotides long. RefSeq names its product extracellular superoxide dismutase [Cu-Zn] (gene Sod3). Bases 117 to 848 code for a protein of 243 amino acids. Lineage: Eukaryota; Metazoa; Arthropoda; Insecta; Diptera; Drosophilidae. The record is from RefSeq and is a predicted model, not a curated record. Gene Ontology annotation, molecular function: copper ion binding; superoxide dismutase activity. Gene Ontology annotation, biological process: removal of superoxide radicals. The transcript has 6 exons.